Messenger RNA from Pleuronectes platessa (European plaice), 1420 nucleotides. RefSeq lists its product as uncharacterized. The record is from RefSeq and is a predicted model, not a curated record. Gene Ontology annotation, biological process: cellular response to lipopolysaccharide; cell surface receptor signaling pathway; immune response. Gene Ontology annotation, cellular component: external side of plasma membrane. The transcript has 4 exons. Lineage: Eukaryota; Metazoa; Chordata; Actinopteri; Pleuronectiformes; Pleuronectidae. The coding region runs from base 1 to 735 and encodes 244 amino acids.
AUGUAUAUAGUGGUCAAGAGAUGGCGCCGCAAUAAAUACUUUCUGAUUCUGAUCCCCUGGAUCCUGCUGCUCAUCAUCCUGACCGCCUCGGUCUGUGCAGGAACAUUAGUUGUCAAUGUGAAGCAGCCCAGCUAUCAGGCAGAGGUUGACGACAACAUCACUCUGGAAUGGACCUUCACAGCUAAAACCCAGAGAUCCUCCAACGAUCUCUCUAUCAUCUGUGAUCAGACGGUCAACCGGAGAGACUCAAAGAUCCUGUAUCACCUGCACAAGGGCAUCGAGGUCCAAAGGUCUCAGGAUCAACAGUUUUCAGGACGAGUCCAGUGUGAUGAAGACUUCCUCAGAGACGGACGCCUCAGACUUCAUGUGUCCAGAAUCAGGAGUGAGGACUCAGGCCAGUACGUGUGUGAAGUCAACAGGGAUCAUGAUGGAAAAUAUGGGAAAUGUCAACUCGUCGUCAUCAAGCCCGCUGAUCUGCCCAAACCCCAGAGACAAGACGUGACUUCACAACCAGAGGGAGAGAUGGGACUGAGCAUCCCUCUGUUAGUGGCUGCACCUGUUCUAGUUCUAGUUCUCACAGCAGCUGGGAUUACAGCAGCUCUACUGGUCAAACGCCGCUCUGCUUCUAAAACAUCUGUUAAUAAGACAGAAGAGCUCCUAGCGAGAGAAAAGCUCGGUCACCCAGAGUGUGGACUUCUCUCUGACUCUACGUCUCUUCACCCUGUUGCUCCGUGAUCCUGCUCAGGCCUCCUCCCACAAUGGGUUGGAUAAAACCAGUAGAAGGGUCCGAAUCAACAGGAGAGUUCAGACUCAUAGUAGCAGCUGGGAGAACCACAGGGUGACCGAUGAAUUAACUAACUUAAAUCUUUAAGGAAGAAAUAAACAUUAACACUACAGUGAUAACUAAAUCAAAAACAAUAUGAAGGCUACAUAAUAUAAUAAAUAUAAUAAUAUAUAGUAAUAUAAUAAAUAGUGUAAUAAAAUCUAUCAUUUUCAACAGCAGGAUUUCGUGAAAGGAUGAAAACAGCCAAAGUGAUUUCACUUUAUAAACCUGCAGAUAAACCACAGACCAGUAUCCUUGCUUCCACAAUUAAAACAAAUACUACAGAAAAUAUUUACCCAGGUUUGACCAAUUCAUAGAUGGAUACAUUAUUUUAACUAGUAGUCAAUAUAGUAACUGGUGAUAAAAUGUAUUUGCUGUAAAUAAAAGUGGGAGUGUCCGCGGCGCAGAGAGCAGCGUUCCCUGAAAUCUACAACAACCAAUUACGGAGCAGCCUGAGGUCACGUGGUUGUCAAAAGUAUCAGGACCCAAAUUCACUUUGGUUCAGCCGGCGUCCUGCACCUGGUAAUCUGUACGUACAGAAACUAACCAAAUACAAUAUGAAACUUAUGUUAAAGGCUCACAUGUUCUUACUGUCUA